Molecule: messenger RNA, 8339 nt
Organism: Syngnathus typhle (broad-nosed pipefish)
Lineage: Eukaryota; Metazoa; Chordata; Actinopteri; Syngnathiformes; Syngnathidae
Gene: ago3a
Product: argonaute RISC catalytic component 3a
Exons: 19
Coding region: 122-2782 (886 amino acids)
Biological process (GO): regulatory ncRNA-mediated gene silencing; regulation of stem cell proliferation
Molecular function (GO): RNA binding; protein binding
Source: RefSeq, a predicted model, not a curated record
GCGGGGAGACACCGGCUUGAAGGGAGGAGAAACCGGAGGAGGGAGGAAGCAGGAGGACCGGGCAGGUUUUUUUUUUUUGACAAGUGGGAUCCGGGAAGUAAACCGGGCAGUGACCUCAUGAAUGGAAAUCGGAACUACAGGAGCCGUUGGGGCCCAGUCCCUGUUCGCCAUGCCUCGGCGGCCCGGCUACGGCACCAUGGGCAAGCCCAUCAAGCUGCUGGCCAACUGCUUCCAGGUGGAGAUCCCCAAGAUGGACGUCUACCUUUACGAGGUGGACAUCAAGCCUGACAAGUGCCCGCGGCGAGUCAACCGGGAGGUGGUUGACUCCAUGGUGCAGCACUUCAAGGUGACCAUCUUUGGGGAUCGCAGGCCAGUCUACGAUGGCAAGAGGAGUCUGUACACGGCCAACCCGCUGCCUGUGGCGCCCACCGGGGUGGACCUGGAUGUCACUCUGCCGGGCGAGGGGGGCAAAGAUCGUCCCUUCAAGGUGUCCAUCAAGUUUGUGUCUCUGGUGAGCUGGCACAUGCUGCACGAAGUGUUGACGGGUCACAGCAUGCCUGAGCCGCUGGAGCUGGACAAGCCCAUCAGCACCAAUCCCGUGCACGCCGUGGACGUGGUGCUGAGACACCUGCCGUCCAUGAAAUACACGCCGGUGGGCCGCUCUUUCUUCUCUGCUCCGGUGGGCUAUGAUCACCCCUUGGGCGGAGGCAGGGAGGUGUGGUUCGGCUUCCACCAGUCGGUGCGCCCUGCCAUGUGGAAGAUGAUGCUGAACAUUGACGUGUCCGCCACCGCCUUUUACAAGGCCCAGCCGGUCAUCCAGUUCAUGUGCGAAGUGCUGGACAUCCACAAUAUAGACGAGCAGCCGCGCCCUCUCACCGACUCGCACCGGGUCAAGUUCACCAAAGAAAUCAAAGGUUUGAAGGUUGAAGUGACGCACUGCGGAACCAUGCGGAGGAAGUACCGCGUUUGCAACGUGACCCGCCGGCCGGCCAGCCAUCAAACGUUCCCCCUCCAGCUGGAGAAUGGCCAGACUGUGGAGCGCACCGUAGCCCAGUAUUUCAGGGAGAAGUACAGCCUGCAGCUCAAGUACCCCCACCUGCCCUGUCUGCAGGUGGGCCAAGAGCAGAAGCACACCUACCUGCCCCUGGAGGUGUGCAACAUUGUAGCCGGUCAGCGAUGUAUCAAGAAGCUGACAGAUAAUCAAACAUCCACCAUGAUCAAGGCCACGGCUCGCUCCGCGCCUGACAGACAGGAAGAGAUCAGCAGGCUGGUACGCAGCGCCAACUACGACGCCGACCCCUUCGUGCAGGAGUUCCAGUUCAAAGUGCGCGACGAGAUGGCUCACGUGACGGGGCGAGUGCUACCCGCCCCCAUGCUGCAGUACGGCGGCAGGAACCGCACAGUGGCCACGCCCAGUCACGGGGUGUGGGAUAUGAGGGGCAAGCAGUUCCACACCGGUGUCGAAAUCAAGAUGUGGGCCAUCGCCUGCUUCGCAACGCAGCGGCAGUGUCGGGAAGACAUUCUCAAGUCAGAAGAGAUUAAAGCGUUUUUUGUUUUAAACCGACGCUGUCAGAUAGGUCGUAACGUAACAAAAUGUCUGUUUAGGGCGUUCACGGACCAACUACGCAAGAUCUCCAAGGACGCCGGCAUGCCCAUUCAGGGACAGCCGUGCUUCUGCAAGUACGCGCAGGGAGCGGAUAGCGUGGAGCCCAUGUUCAGACACCUGAAGAACACCUACGCCGGAUUACAGCUCAUCAUCGUCAUUCUGCCUGGCAAAACUCCCGUCUACGCGGAGGUGAAGCGCGUGGGAGACACGCUGCUGGGCAUGGCCACGCAGUGCGUCCAGGUGAAGAACGUGGUCAAGACGUCCCCUCAGACCCUCUCCAACCUCUGCCUCAAGAUCAACGUCAAGCUGGGGGGCAUCAACAACAUCCUGGUGCCACACCAAAGGCCGUCAGUGUUUCAGCAGCCAGUCAUCUUUCUGGGAGCCGAUGUGACACAUCCGCCUGCCGGGGAUGGCAAGAAGCCCUCCAUUGCUGCAGUGGUGGGCAGCAUGGACGCCCACCCCAGCCGCUACUGCGCCACCGUGCGGGUGCAGAGGCCCAGGCAGGAGGUGAUCCAGGAUCUGGCUUCGAUGGUGCGCGAGCUGCUCAUCCAGUUCUACAAGUCCACGCGUUACAAGCCCACCCGCAUCAUUUUCUACAGGGACGGAGUUUCUGAAGGCCAGUUCAGACAGGUUCUGUAUUACGAGCUGCUGGCCAUCCGUGAGGCCUGUAUCAGCUUGGAGAAGGAGUACCAGCCGGGUAUCACCUACAUCGUGGUGCAGAAACGCCACCACACGCGCCUCUUCUGCGCCGACCGCAACGAGCGAGUCGGACGCAGCGGAAACAUUCCCGCUGGUACGACGGUGGAUACGGACAUCACGCAUCCUUACGAGUUUGACUUUUACCUCUGCAGUCACGCUGGAAUACAGGGCACCAGCCGGCCCUCGCACUACCACGUGCUGUGGGACGACAACUGUUUCACGGCUGACGAGUUCCAGCUGCUCACCUACCAGUUGUGCCACACCUAUGUGCGCUGCACCCGCUCGGUGUCCAUCCCCGCGCCCGCAUACUACGCCCACCUGGUGGCCUUCCGCGCCCGCUACCAUCUGGUGGACAAAGAACACGACAGCGCCGAGGGCAGCCACGUGUCAGGUCAGAGUAAUGGUCGAGACCCGCAGGCACUGGCCAAAGCUGUCCAAAUCCACCAUGACACCCUGAGGACCAUGUACUUCGCUUGAGCUGCAACCCACCCACAACCACCAUCCUCCACACACUCAACACACACACACAUGCACACACACGCGCGGUUGGCUUGGCAGGCAGAAAGUCCUCACACGCGUACACACACACACACACACACGCCUAGUCAAUCCGGAUCCGACACUGUGCAGAGGGAAGCAGGGAGAAGGAGGAGGCGGAACCCCACACUGGAUUGAGGAUGCAAAAACGCUGCUUCUGACCAGGAAAAAAACCAAAACAAAACUCAGCACUAAUAUGCAAUAGAAACCAGCCAACUCCUUUUAUUACCAUCCUUUUUUUUUUUCCCCUCUCUUUCUUUGUUUCCCCUUCUUUUAUGCUGUGCUCCCCUGUUUACAUUCAGGGCACCGCUCCUCAAAUCAGUUCACAAGCAGCAGCACUUUUAUAUUCUUUUUUUUGUGUGUGUUUUUAAGCAAACGGGGGAGCGGUGGGAAGGCGCUCAGAUUAUGAAUUUAUUUUUCUCCUUUGCUCCCUCCCGCUUGUGAUAUAACCAGUUCUUUGAGCACACUGCCAUCAGUUGUCUACAAGGUGGAACUUCAUCCUCGAAAUGCCUCAUGGCGUUCUGUUCUGCUGUGGGUGAGAUCAGAAUUUUUUUGUUCAAACUAAAUCAAAUUAACCAGUAAAAAUCAAGAUUUUUUUUUUUAAAGUGUACCAAGUAGAAAAGAUUUGCCUAAAACUUAUUGCGGGCCUCAUAGUGUGUCGUAAUUUUGUUUUUAAUGAGCAAUUAUUAUUAUUUUUUUUAUAUUUCCCUCAUAAAAUUGACCAGUAAAAAUUCUAGAUUUUCUUUGGUGGGAGUAUUUUAGGGUAACUUCUCCCAAAUCUUUCUUUUUUCCUUCUUUAAUUUUAAUACAUAUAUAAUUUAAAGAUGUUUACAAAUUUCAAUCUGACCAUCAACAUAAUUUGGGAUGAAUUUUGACAAUGGAUCAAUUUGACCCACAGUAUAACAGAAAGGUUAAACUUGACAACGGGUCAAUUUGACCCAAAGCAAAACAGGAGGGUUAAAGACGCUGUCACUAGUUUCUCUUGUCUCAAUACAUCAUCACAGCCAUCGCUCGAUUUUUAAAUCGUCUUUAAGUAUAACACUGUUGUCUUUUUAUAUCCUGAUGUCAUUUUUGUAAUCGAUUUUUGUUUUGCGUCAUGUGAAGCUUUGACAUGUCCCUUACCUUGUCGUAACCAUUUUAUUUCCCGGGCAACACUUUUUUUUUUUUUUGCUUUUGAGUGGAGACAAUGUUGGCGGGUCUUCCCUUGUGCAAUAAUGUGCAGAAGGAGAGUUAAUUGAUCCACACGUUUGGCAAGAGGUUUGCAUUAGGCACUUUUGAAAUGACUUUUUUGUUAUCUGUGCGCAAAGUGCGGUUUCGACGACAUUACACAUUCUUGAAGGAUUCACAUGUUUUGGAAUUCCCGAUAAAUUAUAUUUCCGGCCUGAUUGCAGCAACGUGGAGUACAAAUGCCAUAAGAGAGAGAGCGGGAGUAUUUUAAGUGCCUGGCGAAAGGUGAAGCGCGCCAUGCCAAACGGGCAAAGUAACUCAACCGACAAAAUGUUUCACCCGAUGCCUCGUGUUCUUCUCAACAAAGCGACUUUUCUACACGAUUGUAUCGGAAAACCAUCCUGACAUUGAUGUGUGCUUUAUCAUGUUUGCGCCUGUACCGCAGUGUUAGCUGGUAGCUUUGCUUGGAGACAGCAGUCUGGAUGUUUUGAGUUGAUCCACGAGCUAAAACUGGCUUCGGAACAAAACAAAAAAAAAUAGCGGAAGAGUAAAAUGGAGACUACGUUUUUUCGGUUUAUUCUGUCAAAUCUAGUCUGGAGAGCGGUCGCUGUUUGACUCCUUUGCGCUGCUGAUCGUCUGAAACUUUUUUUUUUUGUAGGGUCAGGUGGAUGUUUUUUUUUUUCCUUUACAAAGUUAACUGCACUAAAAGAAGCAUGUGUUCUGCUUGCGGACACAGGCGUGGUGCUACUCGGACGCAUAGCAAAUCCGAAGCUGAACUGAACUUGAGACAAGUUGACCAGGUUAGGAGAAAUCAGAAACCAUUAGGGUGACACCCCCCCAGUAGCCCAGUGCUGGUUUUGGUUAUCUGAUGGGUUCUCAAUUCCCCUGAUUUAGUUGGUGUGGAACAGCCAUCACUGCUGGGGUGAAUAUGGGAUGGCCCCAUUACCCCAUUUUUUUGUGUUGGCAUGACUCCCACUUCCCUAGUGAAUGUGGGAUAGUCGCACUACCCUGCUGGGAAUUGGAUGCCUGGAUAUCUCCCACUUGCCUGGUGAUUAGGGAUUAGCCCCACUACUCCGCAUGUCCCUUGGGAUAUUUGGGUUUUGGAUGGUUCCCUAAUCUCUCCGUGGAGGUAGCCCUGAAAACGGUAUAGUCUGGAAAAGAUGUGUUGAAAAGUCUUUUAUCCACUGUUGCAUCGUUUCCCUCCGGCGUGGAAGCUUCCGGAGGUCUAAGGCGGUGUAAUGAAAUGCCUUUAAAAAAAAAGAAAAGCCAGAUCAAAAGUAUAUUUGUAAAUUUGAAAUGAUGUACUACACACCAAUUAUUUUUGCUAACAGAUUAAAAAAAAAUAUGUAGUUGAAUUAUUCUUAGUAAUAAAUGUAACACAGUAUGUUAUGGUUCGAAAAAGUGAAAUAGAAAGUUUUUAUUCAAAUUAUUGCAAUAGACUGUGUCGCUGUAAAUCGUAUCGUGUGUAUGUGCCGAACGGUGGCGGGUGGUCCAAAGUAGCGAUCUGUCUUGACCGCGACUGUCAUAAGGUUUGGGCAGCAGACUCGGAACCACCGACCGGACCUCGAAUGAUCAUUUUGUAGACGUGUAUUCAAAGAGUGAGAAAACGUAUUAGCUCUUGAAUGUUCUUUAGCGUUUUUCUUUUUUGUUUUUUAGUACACCCUGGUGCUGACACCUGCCCCUAAACAGGCAAGUGAUCCAUUUGUAAAGAGUGUCAGAAUAUUAAUGAAGUGGGUAUUUUUUUUUACAACUUCACAAUCUGACAGAAGCAGUUGCUGGUGCUUGUCCAAGGAAAAUCUAAGGCUGAACUUCCUUCCAGACUUUUAGGCAGAUUAGCAAAGUAGGAAAGUUUGGAGGUGGCCCUUGGUGACCCCCCCCAAUGUCUGAGGAUACUAUAGUGGGAUGGCUCCCGCCAGCCCCACUGUUGUUUUCUUUUGUCCACCUCCUGCUCCAGAACUGGCAAGUGUUAUUUUUUUCAAGGACAGUUGGAACAUGUUUUUUUUUUUUUUCCUCACAGUUCAAUCCCCACCCUAACCCCGAGAACCUGUUUCUUUGCCCUACAGAAAACCCCUUUAAAAACGAGGUGAGGGGAUGAUUUUUUGCGAUUUGGAUUCAAGGAUGUCUUAUUGUGCCUAAUUCAUGGCUUUUGUGAGGACACGAAAGGUUAAGUGAUGCCGCAGUGGUGGUACGACAGGUGUUUACAAGACCUCGCAUUCAGCUGGAAUGAAAAUGGAGAUACCGUGAAAGGAAGUGACACAAGUUCAAGGAAUGUUUUGCUCGAUAUUUGUCGAAAAGCUUCGUUUCCCUUUAAAGUGGAAAGUGUAAUUCCACAGAAAGUAACGGUCCACACAGGAAGUGCCUUUCCUCUUGACUCUCCUUUCACCCCCCCCCCCCCAAUUUUCUCUCUAUAGACUGACAAACAUUGGCAGUGUCUUGGAUUUUGUUGUGGUACAACCCGAUGUGGAGAAACCAUGAAUGUCAACCACAGCACUUUAGAGACCAACAUUUAAAUGAGGUUCAGUACCUUAUGUCUCAACCUGGAGUUUUUAAAUCCACUACUUGGACCUUUCAAAUGCGUGUGUGGGGGGAGGGGGUGGGUGUCAACAAAACGUUUGACGGAGUGGGAGAACUGAAGCUUUCAUUUGUCUUGAAGGGCAUUAAAUAAAAAAGAUAGACCAGCAUCAGUAUUGAACGGUUCACAAAGACCUGGCACUCCCUCAUGCUAGUGCAAUGUCGGGGGAUGGCAAAAUGAGCCAGUAGGGUGUCGACUGUAAGGGUCUAAAUCCAGUUGGAAUUGGGGGUUAACUUUUUUUUUUUUACUUUUUUAGGGAGUUCUCUGAAACACUGCACCUCACUUACCUUGGUAUGCUGCAUAAUGUUCUACGACAUAAAAGACAAAAACUGCGAAUUGCUUAUGACAUACAGUAAAUGCUCAAAUAAUGCCUGACAUUCGUAACUAUUUUAGAGUUUAAAAGCAUAACUAUAAAACAUUUUUUGUCUUAACAAUUCUUUUUUUUUUUAUUUGUUCUUGAGCCGACUUUCCUUUUUGUUGUCCUAUUUAAAUGUGUUAAUGGAAUAUAUAUAUUAAGCCUUUAUAUGCGGAGUAUUUUAUGGCGUAUUUAUUGAGUGUUUUUUCUGUUGUUUUUGUGGAAGGUUUUGGAGCCUCAUUCUCGUACGCGCAAGCACAACAAUACAUGCGAACGGGCAGAUUUCUUUCUUUUUUUUUUUUUUUAAACGGAACUCAUAAUAUAACUUCCAAACGCCAAUCCCGACGUCAUAAGCAGUUUGAGACCUCAGACUUUGGGCUACCUUUGCCAUAUCAAUUCCAUUGGAUGGAUUACACUAUGUAAGGGGCAUUGGGUUUUCGGCGGAAAUCUCAAGAUGAACCAAAAUUACACUAGUAAAGUAGCUGGCUAGAUAAUUAUCUUAUCCAAAAGAGUAGAAGUUGUAAAACUAGCCAGUACAUAGAACUGAAAUAACGAACAGUGUGAUCAAAAAUGGAGACAUGGUCAAAUUGGGUGAUUCUAUGAAGCUGACGAGACAUUUUUGGUUCAUCCUGAAAUUUCAUUCAAAAGCCAGAUGAUCAUGCCUUUUUGUGAGAAAUAUCUACAAAAGGUCUGGUGUUCCUGUGCCACAUGAGGACGGGUGUCAAUUAAAAAAAAAAAACUUGUGUCCUACGCCUGCGUACUUGAAACCAAUCGUACGUUUCGUCUCUUCUCGUUUCAAAACCACUAAAAUCGCUACGCUAAAGUCUCUGUGUUCGGGAUUGUCCGAGUUUUUCUCAGCAUGUUUUCUGUCAUGUCCGGCUACCCGCCGACGACAAAAUCCGAUCCGAUCCCAAUCAGAAGGCUAGCUAUAGCGAGACCUGUGCCUGUCUUGUCUUCUUUGGGCAAACGAGAUUGUACUUUUUUUUUUUUUUUCCAAAAGCGGAAUAAUGUAACCUCCAUUUGUUACUUAAUCCGGUUUGUUUUGUUUUUUUUUCACACCCCAACGGCAUUCCAGUACUGAAAGUUGAACCAAAUAUUGCGAAAGAGAUUAAACGUCCUGAUUGCUUGUCCGUGGCCAAGGAAACAUUUUAUUUGAGUUUUUUUUUUUUUUUUUACGUAGCAUCUCUUUGCGUCAGUCACAUGUAUAAAGAUCUGUACAACGACGCCAACGUGAUUCGCAUUUGUCGCAACUGUACCGACUGCUCGACUCUUUGCUUUUUGUAACUUGUUCCCUUAGGUUGUUGGCCUUUUUUUUUAGUAUUGCUUUGCUUCUGUUUGAAGUGUAUGUUUGACUAAUACUUGCAAUAAAAUGCUUCGCUUUUUCCUUACCAUUACCUCACAAA